Molecule: messenger RNA, 1643 nt
Organism: Brachypodium distachyon (stiff brome)
Lineage: Eukaryota; Viridiplantae; Streptophyta; Magnoliopsida; Poales; Poaceae
Exons: 7
Coding region: 65-1312 (415 amino acids)
Source: RefSeq, a predicted model, not a curated record
ACUGACCGGGUUCAAAGCGUCCUGCAGCACCGAGCAGAAGGGGCGGCCUAGGCGCUCAACCCGCAUGCCACCCGCUGCCGCCGCCGCCUCGGCGGCUCUCCCCCGGGAGGAGCUCCUCGGCAUCGCCUCGCCGCUUCGCGAGUUGCUCGCCGCGGCGCCCUACGCGCCCCCAGAGGGCUCCUCCACCUCCAUCAAAUCCCUUCUAGCCUCCCUCCUCCCGUUCCCCUCCCAACCCUCGACCGGCGGGGCACGCCAGGAGGCCGUGGACCUCCUCCUAUUAUGCGCCGCCGCCCGUGCGGCCUCCGCGGAAGCCCCCGCGCUGCACUGGGUCCCCGAGGGACUCUCGAAGGGGGCGGCGGAUGCGAUGGAGGAGAUGGCCGCGGCGGGAGGAUGGCACGGUGUGGCGGAGAUGGUGGUGGCGAUGAUGACGGAGGCGGUGCCGCCGCUGAAGGCCGUGCUGAAGGAUACCAACACGGACGCCGAGGGCGACGUGAUUGGCGCCGCGACGCCGCCCAAGGAGCACGCAGUUGUCGCCGCGCACCAGUUCCGGUGGCUGUUGUCUCAGGUUAAUUACCCAAAGCUUGGGGAUCUUUGUUGGUUAGUCAUUCCAUGUGCUUUGACGGCAUUGGACCAUUGGUCACCGGAUGUGAAGGAACAGGGAGUGGUUAGCUUCAUGCACAUAGCAAAGAAUGUGAAAGUGACAGAAUUAAGUUUGUACGAAGAUGCAAUACUUGAUGCGUGUUGCAAUUACAUUCCUGCAGAUGAUGACUUAUGGUAUCACAUUGUUGAGGUAUCUGUGCUGCUGUUGACAUGCACACAAAGAAGUAAUCCUCGUAGCCCUUGGUACGAUCGAAUGCUUAGCGCAAUGUUGGGCCACCUGGAACGGCAACCACUAAACCAAAAACGUCGUAUUGCAUGGCUUACCCUUAUCGGGCCAGUUUUGGAUGCUAUGGGCCUCUUCCUAUUGGCGCAUUUCCGUCUCCUUUUCUCUCUGUGUUUCCAAUGGAUGCAUGCUGAUGAUGAUCAAACAGUUCUUCUGGUUUUGGAGCGAAUUCAUACAGUUGUUAAGCUCACCUGGAUAAGAAAGUCACCUUACACUUCAAGGCUGGUAGAUGAGCUUGUUCUUUUAUAUAAAGAGUCAGCCAUGCGUAAGAGCCGUGAGGUCAUCCGAAAUCACAUAGUGGAAACACUCAUGCUACUCCAGAAAUGCAAGGGACAGCAGUUUGAGAAAGCUUGGAAGAAGCAUGAAGUUGACACAGAUUUAACAUUGCUGCUAUCCCGUUUCAACGAUUUAUGCAUGCAAGAUAUAUAGUUAGCCAGAGUUUUGAGUUCAACUGGCAUUCUUGACGUAAAUAGUUGUUUAAUGUAGAUCAAAGAAAUGCUGUUAAAUCAUGGCUCUUAGUGUCCGAAUCUGGAUGCAUGUAUUUGCUGCUCGCCGCUGGACAAUAGACUCGCGUCCAGAUAAAAGCGUGGUAGCGAUAGCUAGAUACACGAACUGAGGCAAAAUAUCAAGUGCAGUGCAACCCGCUCUUGUGUUGUAUUGUGUACCUGGCUUUGGCUGGGGCACCAAAUGAACAUGUAAACUCAAAUUCUUACUGUAUUUUUUUUCUGUUGCCAUUUAAUUUAUCAUUUGUAGUAUCUUC